Molecule: messenger RNA, 2982 nt
Organism: Synchiropus splendidus (mandarinfish)
Lineage: Eukaryota; Metazoa; Chordata; Actinopteri; Syngnathiformes; Callionymidae
Product: zinc finger and BTB domain-containing protein 39
Exons: 4
Coding region: 115-2562 (815 amino acids)
Biological process (GO): regulation of transcription by RNA polymerase II
Cellular component (GO): nucleus
Molecular function (GO): DNA-binding transcription factor activity, RNA polymerase II-specific; RNA polymerase II cis-regulatory region sequence-specific DNA binding; protein binding
Source: RefSeq, a predicted model, not a curated record
UCGACAGAGGAACAAGAAGCGACUGUAGUAAACUUGCCGUUUUCAAACAAAUAUCAGACGAAAGCGUCAACGUUUGCGCAGUUUGCUGCACGUCUCUGUGGCCAUGGCUGUGGAAUGACAAAGAGGAGAGUUGAGCUGGAGGUGAGCGGGAGCUGCACGGCAGGAAUGAGGAUCCGGCUGCAGGGUCACGGCCAUGCCGCCAGCCUUCUCGCUGAGCUCAACCGCUGCCGCCAGUCCAACCACUUCUGUGAUGUUUCCUUACACGUUGGAAGCCGUACGUUUGCGGCCCACCGCGCGGUGCUGGCCUGCGCCGCCACCUACUUUAAUGGACUGUUCUCUCAGGCGCCUGCGUCCUCCCCCGUCUUCUCUUUGGAGUUUGUUUCGCCGGCCAACUUUGAGAAGGUGCUGACCUUCAUUUACACAGGGGAAGUCAUGACAGACCUGUUGGAUGUCGGGGUUCUGUAUGAGCUCGCUGAGAGGCUCGGCGUUUGUGAACUUGUGAGCGCGUGUCACGCCACCUUUCCGGAUCUCCAGUUCUCCAUGUAUGCCAGCAGAAAAGCCAGUGUUUCCUCUGAGAAGCUGGCAGCCCGUGUCGUCACGGCGGCUUCUUUGGUGGAUGCCGGUGAUGCCACAUCUGCCUGUUCAUCCGCCGCCUCAUGCUCUUCUCUGUCCUCGUCGGCCGGUCCAUCUGUCACCCCGACUCCUGCUGCUGCUGCUGCUGCCUCCUCACCUCUCUCCCACAUGAGAACUGUCAGUUCUGCCUCUACAGCUGCCACAGGAGCUCUGAACUUAAAGACUGAAGACAUUGAGUCUUUGGUUGGAUAUGGGCAGAUAUCCGAACUUUCAGAAGGACCUGGACUUAAAAUCAACGCUUCCACAAACGGUGAUGUGGCAUUGCCGUCAGGGUUUCACCUGAAGACCGAGCAGGUGGGAGGAUCCGCAGUGACACAGAAUCAAGGGAAUGACGGCAGCAACGCAGCAGCCGCAGACCAAGUGGACUCUUCUCCCCAGCCGUCCACGGAACCCCGCGCCCCUUUGUCAUCCUCAGGAGAAGGAGGUGGUAGCCCUGCAGUGGAUGGUGUGAGGAGAGAUCUAGCAGAAGUGCAGGGCGCUGAAGCAGCGUCUGCUCAUCGAGACAACGAAGAGGUCCAAGACAUUUUAGAGAGCAAUGGUGCCAUGGAGGUUAUCGUUGGACAGCACUGGAACCAGCUCGCCAGCGAGAUCAUCGAGUUGAGCGACGACGAGAACUUUAUGGAGGAAGAAGAGGAUGAUGAAGAUGAUCUUGUUUGUGUGGUGAACGGUGCCACGGACGCCCUGAGCAGUCAGGUGUCUGGGAGCUCUUUGUCCUGCAGGAGCUGCGGCGUGGCGCUGGCUGCAGACCCCCUGGCUGUCAGACGACACGCUGAGAGUCACAUGAGCCCGCAGGGCGUGUGCCGCGUGUGCGGGGGCUCCUUCCAGGAGGGCUCGGCCGCCAUGGCCCACAGCCUGACCCACGUGGGAGUUCCUCUCUUCACCUGCGACAUGUGCCGUGUCCAGUUCUGCAGCCAGAACCGAGUGCUGCGCCACCAGCGCCAGACGUCCUCGUGCUACACCAUCCCGCAGCGGGCACUGACCAGCAGGAGCCUGACCUUGGAGCCGGUCUGCGCCGUGUGCAACAAGACCCUGGGCAAAGACUUCCAGAUGGUUCGGGACCACCUGCUGACUCACGUGAGUCCUCAGAGCCUCAGCUGUGGUGUGUGUCACCAGCCCCUGGCUUCUCUCUGCUCCCUGCUGUGGCACGCCCUCGGCCACCUCUCCAUCCCCGUCUUCUCCUGCCCGCACUGUGCACGCUGCUUCGUAGAGCGCCGCCUCCUGGACAGACACAUGGCAGCGCACGCGGAGGAGGCUGCAGAGAAGGAGCGGGAGCAGUCGGCAGAGAUGAGGGCUGGACGCCUGGGCCUGGAGGGCCCUCAGGCCUUCGCUUCUGCUGCUGCCUUACAGCGGCACCUGCAGUCACACGCCAGCGGAUGCAAGCGGAAAGGCGAUCACCUGGAAGUCCCGCCCCCGUCUUGCCCUGCUUCCUCCCUGGAGGAGGGAGGCUGCGUGAAGAUGGGUCACGUGGGUGCGGACGUGGGCUUCAGCCUGCCCGACCAGUACUUGCAACACCAGAUGCUGAACUUUGAACCGGCCGCCUUCAAUGGGGGGAGCGGGUCGGACUGUGGGGUGGGAGUGGCUGCGGCGGCGCGGGGAAAGUGGUACCGCUGUCGCUAUUGUGGGAAGUGUUUCGCCCAUUCGGGUGAGUUCACCUACCACCUGCGCAUCCACACGGGCGAGAAGCCGUACCAGUGCAAGGUCUGCCUACGCUUCUUCCGCGGCCGCUCCACCAUCAUCUGCCACCUGAAGACGCACGCCGGCGCCCUCAUGUACCGCUGCACCGUCUGCGGCCUCUUCUUCUCCACGCUGAAGAUGGUGUCUUCACACAUGGAGCUGCAUAAAGACCACCUGCCUCCAGACUUCAACAUGGAGCAGACCUUCAUGUACAACGACCACUCCAAAGAGACGCUGCCCGCUAUAGACGCCUGAGCGACAGGCGUGAGGCUUCAUCUUCAGAGCCGAAAUUCAACCGUUUCCAUGAGUUCUGAGCCGAGAGCGCCACCUACUGACCUCUGGAAGUGUGGACACGGUUUCAUGAAAAGCCUCGACAGCUCAUCUGCUGAACGCUACGCCUUCAACCAAGCGAGUCCGUUGGACAUCAGUGUAUAAAUAUAGUCACCGAUUUAUUUUUUAAAGUUCAAGUUAUAUAGAUUUUUUAUAAUUUAUGAUCAUGUUUUGCGACAUCAAAAAGUCAAAUAGACUGGUGUGUGAUCCAUGAACUGUUUAUCGACCUGUGACUGUCGACACCACACGAUUGUUGGUCUUUGCUAUCCAUGUAUUUUGUUAACACUAUUGAUGUACCUCGUAUUUAAGUGUCAAGUCAAUUAAAGUGGCAGGACGCAAAGUAAA